This is a messenger RNA of Panonychus citri (citrus red mite), 564 nucleotides long. RefSeq lists its product as uncharacterized. Gene Ontology annotation, cellular component: dynactin complex. The coding region runs from base 1 to 564 and encodes 187 amino acids. The transcript has a single exon. Gene Ontology annotation, biological process: cytoskeleton-dependent cytokinesis. The record is from RefSeq and is a predicted model, not a curated record. Lineage: Eukaryota; Metazoa; Arthropoda; Arachnida; Trombidiformes; Tetranychidae.
AUGGAUAAAGGCGAAGGUUUAACUGGUCCUGAAGAAGCUUUGAUUCGUUUGGAACAACGAGUUGCUCUCAUUGAGAGAUUGGUUAAUGGAUCGAAACCUAAUUAUGAAGAUGAUAAUAGUUUAGUUGAUCCUUUACUUGAAGUUAUAACUAAAUUAAGAGCAAUUACUGCUGGUAGAGAAGACUAUUUUAAACUGUAUGACACUUAUGGAGAUUUCAUCUAUAAAUUGGAUCAACUUGAAGGAAACAUUGAACCUGAUUCUGUGAAGUGGGAAAAUAUUCUGGCACAAGAAGAUAAAUUAAGAGAAAAAAGUUCAAUGUUGGAAGCAGUUGUUUCCAAAAGAGCAAUUAUCGAUUCAACAGCUUUCAAGAAUAUCGAACCACUGAAGCCACGGAUGGAAAAAUUAAAAGAUCUCGUAAUCAAACAAAGUGAAGAAGUGGAUAAAGUGAGCCAAGAGACACAAGAUCUUAUUAGAAAUUACAAUCAACUGAUCACCAGGAUAAGGAAUAAAAUGAUUGGCUGGGAUAAAUCGUUAAGUGUAAUGGAAUUGGCUAAAAGAAAGUGA